AAUCUACCCUGAAUCUAAACUUCCUAACAUCCACAUAUGGUUACAGUGGGCCCCAGAAAUGCUAACAAAGCCUAUAGAUGCAUACGCCUCUAUACCUAGCUUGCAAUACCAAACGCAGGAUUUGGCUCUAGAACGUUGGAUAGAGAGAGGAGUAACCACGCUUUCACACCUAGUGAGAGAGGGUGGGUUGUGGCAGUUUCCUGAACUUCAACAAAUGUAUCUCCUCCCUGGUAUGGAAUUAUUUACAUACCUACACAUUAAACACAUCCUGAGAGACAUAGCAGUACCGGCAGGGGACACUCAAAAGCUGCAUGCAUUAGACACAAUGUGCCUGGGUCAACAGACUCCUGCCAAACCACUUUCACUGUUUUACCAACGUUUAUUAGGAAUGGACAGACUAGCUAAAUUUAGACAUAUGCAGUGGGAGGAGGAGCUUAAAUGCACGAUUGAGCCAAGCAGGUGGCUUGCGGCAAUGACGCUGGUGAAAAAGGCCACACACUGCUUAGACCAUGUAGAGGCAGCCUACAAAUUGUGGAUGAGAUAG
Molecule: messenger RNA, 544 nt
Organism: Pelobates cultripes (western spadefoot toad)
Lineage: Eukaryota; Metazoa; Chordata; Amphibia; Anura; Pelobatidae
Source: the annotation of a GenBank genome assembly